This is a messenger RNA of Callithrix jacchus (white-tufted-ear marmoset), 4197 nucleotides long. The record is from RefSeq and is a predicted model, not a curated record. Lineage: Eukaryota; Metazoa; Chordata; Mammalia; Primates; Cebidae.
GCCUUGAGGCACUGCCCGCAUACGAUUUGAUGGAAAAUAGGUUCUAAGUUGCUAGAGGGCAUGGACAUGCUGUACCCUUUUCUGCAUCAUCCCAGAAGGCUCAAGGCAGAAUCCUGCACAUAGAAGGCAUUCCUUCCAUCUGUAACAUGUCAAAUGAGGCAGUGUGGUAUAGAAGAAAGAGUACUGACUGGAAAUCAGAGAGGCAUGAAGAACUUGUUCUAACUUUGACGCAUUCCUGCUUUCUGCCCCUGGGCAAGUCACUUCAGUUCUCUGGCCCUCAGUUUCCUUCUCUUUAAAAUGAACAUGCGAAUAUCCACUUCACAAGGUUGUUGUGAAGAAUACGAUAAGCUAGAUUCAAGAGUUUUUCAUCUCUAAGAUAUCCCACUUUAAAAAUAAAUGCCUUUCCGAGGGAUCAUAUCUCAAGACGUCACCCUGUUAUGAGUUACCACAGCCAGCCAAAGCAAGACUGUGACAAGGACUCAAGUGAGAAGGUCCUGUGCAUGUUAGUAAGCAAAGAAGAGUCAAAACAUCCAGCAGGAGCAGGAAGAGAAGAGAUACUCAGCAUUGCAAAGCUAUCGUGAGAAGUAGAGGACAAGGUCCCUCCCUGUGUUCAGGUUUGAAGGUAAGAAUGUUUUGAUUUUUAAGAAUUUAUUCGGCAGUGGUGGCUAGGGCGGUAGUGGCAGCAGUCGGGGCUUGCAGCAGGCCUCAGGGCUAGGAGCACGGCACGGCCUAGAGCAACAGACAGCACAGUGGCCAAGAAGGAGGCGCAGCAGCCACCCUGACCCAUCAUGGAGAUGGAAAAGGAGUUCGAGCAGAUUGACAAGUCCAGGAGCUGGGAGGCCAUUUACCAGGAUAUCGAACACAAAACCAGUGACUUCCCGUGUAGAGUGGCUGAGCUUCCUAAGAACAAAAACCGAAAUAGGUAUAGAGAUGUCAGUCCCUUUGACCAUAGUCGGAUUAAACUACAUCAAGAAGAUAACGACUAUAUCAAUGCCAGUUUGAUAAAAAUGGAAGAAGCCCAAAGGAGUUACAUUCUUACCCAGGGCCCUUUGCCUAACACGUGCGGGCACUUUUGGGAGAUGGUGUGGGAGCAGAAGAGCAGGGGUGUCGUCAUGCUCAGCAGAGUGAUGGAGAAAGGCUCGUUAAAAUGCGCACAGUACUGGCCACAAAAAGAAGAAAAAGAAAUGAUCUUUGAAGACACAAAUUUGAAAAUAACAUUGAUCUCUGAAGAUAACAAGUCAUAUUAUACAAUUGGACAGCUAGAACUGGAAAACCUUACAACCCAAGAAACUCGAGAGAUCUUACAUUUCCACUAUACCACAUGGCCUGACUUUGGAGUCCCGGAAUCGCCAGCCUCAUUCUUGAACUUUCUUUUCAAAGUCCGAGAGUCGGGGUCACUCAGUCUGGAGCACGGCCCUGUGGUGGUGCACUGCAGUGCGGGCAUUGGCAGGUCUGGGACCUUCUGUCUGGCUGAUACCUGCCUCAUGCUGAUGGACAAAAGGAAAGACCCUUCAUCCGUUGAUAUCAAGAAAGUACUGUUAGAAAUGAGGAAGUUUCGGAUGGGGCUGAUCCAGACAGCAGACCAGCUGCGCUUCUCCUACCUGGCUGUGAUCGAAGGUGCCAAAUUCAUCAUGGGAGACUCUUCCAUGCAGGAUCAGUGGAAGGAGCUUUCCCACGAGGACCUGGAGCCCCUACCAGAGCACGUCCCCCGUUCUCCCUGGCCACCGAAAAGAAUCCUGGAGCCACACAGUGGGAAAUGCAGGGAGUUCUUCCCAAACCACCAGUGGGUGAAGGAUGAGACUGGGGAGGAUAAAGACUACCAGGUCAAGGAAGAAACAGAAAGCCCCUUAAAUGCCGCAUCCUACAGCAUGGAAAGCAUAAGUCAAGAAACUGAAGUAAGAAGUCGGGUCAUGGGGGGAAGUCUUCGAGAUGCCCAGGCUGCCUCCCCAGCCAAAGGGGAGCCGUCAUCAUCCGAGAAGGAGGAGGACCAUGCACUGACUCACUGGAAGCCCUUCCUGGUCAACAUGUGUGUGGCUGUGAUCCUCACGGUUGGUGCAUACCUGUGCUACAGGUUCCUGUUCAACAGCAACACAUAACUUGACCCUCUUCCACUCCACCUCUACCCACUGUCCACCUCUGCCCGCAGAGCCCACGCCCGACUAGCAGGGAUGCUGCAGUAGGUAAGGGUGUAGAGAGCCGGGCCCUGGAUGGACGUUAGUUCUGCAGUAAAACCCAUCUUCCCCGGAUGUGUGUCUCACCCCUCAUCCUUUUACUUUUUGCCCCUUCCCCUUUGAGUACCAAAUCCAUAAGCCAUUUUUUUGAGGAGAGUGAAGGAGAGUACCAUGCUGGUGGUGCAAAGGGAAGGGGUCUGCCCCUGUCCCAGGGCUCCCCCGACCCCAGAGCUCCCUUGUGGAGCAGCCCAGUGGGCAGCACACCAACAUCCCCCCUCAAAUCUGUAGGGAGCAACUCUCCACUCCAUAUAUAUUUAAACAUAUUUUCCCCCAAAGGCCUCCAUAGUGCACUAGCAUUUUCUUGAACCAAUAAUAUACUAAAAUGUUUUUGAUGUCAGCUUUGCAUCAAGAGCUUUACCAAAAAGUACAAUAAUAAAUCCUCAGGUAGUACUGGGAAUGGAAGACUUUGCCAUCAGCCUGCUGUGUCAGACCAGUACUGGAAAGGAGGACGGCUGUGAGCAGUCGUUACUUAGUGAUAUUGUGGGUAACGUGAGAAGAUAGAACAAUGCUUUAAUAUAUAAUGAACACGUGGGUAUUUAAUAAGAAACAUGAUGUGAGAUGACUUUGUCUGGCUUAUUCUCCUCCCUGCUAGCUCCCUGUUACCUGCUAGCUCUAGUUCUCGAUCACCACUCCCCCAUGUGUAUUAGAAUGCAUGUACGGUCUUCUUGUGUCCUGAUGAAAAAUUAUGUGCUUGAAAUGAGAAACUUGGAUCUCUGCUUACUCAUGUGCCCAUGUCCAAGUCCACUCUGCCUGUGCAUGACCUGAUCAUUACAUGGCUGUGGUUCCUAAGCCUGUUGCUGAAGUCAUUGUCGCUCAGCAAUAGGGUGCAGUUUUCCAGGAAUAGGCAUUUGCUAGAUUCCUGGCAUGACACUCUAGUGACUUCCUGGUGAGGCCCGGCCUGUCCUGGUACAGCAGGGUCUCGCUGUAACUCAGACAUUCCAAGGGUAUGGAAGCCAUAUUCAUGCCUCAUGCUCUGGACAUGAUUGAGGCGAGCAGAGACCCCUCCACCUUUGGGAUCAGCCUCCACUAUUCCAAGUCAGCACUCUUCUUGAACAGACCAUGGUUUGGAAGAGAAGCAACUGCUGGAAACCACACUUCUUAAACAGCCCUGAUGACGGUCCUGUAGGCAGCCUGCCACCAUCUCCGUCCUGGUUCAUCUUGCCGACAGAGGCGCGUCUGCCCCACCCUCGAACCCUAUGGGGCCCACUAGUGCUCACAACUCUUCCUGCAAAGGGAACUUAAGACCUCCAUGUUAAGUGGCUUUUUAACAAGAAAAACACGGCAGCUGUGGCUCCUGAGCUACUGUCUUGCCAGCAUUUUCACAUUUUGCCUUUCUUGUGGUAGAAGCCAGUACAGAAAGAUUCUGUGGUGAUAACAUUCGAGGCAUCGCCCCACAGAGAUGUGGUGAGAUAUGGAUAAGGCUCAGGUGCCAGUCUGUAAGCAUUCUGAGCUGGGCUUGUUGUUUUUAAGUCCUGUAUAUGUAUGUAGUAGUUUGGAUGUGUAUAUAUAGUAGCAUUUCAAAAUGGACGUACUGUUUAACCGCCUAUCCUGGAGAGCAGCUGGGGCUCUUCACCUUAUUAUGCAUAUGUUAGAGAGGUAGUGAGCUGUUCUGCUAUUUGCCUUAAGCCAAUAUUUACUCAUCAGGUCAUUAUUUUCUACAGUGGCUGUGGAAUCAACCAGUUUUACAAAAAUAACAACAACAACAACAACAACAAAGAAUUUAUUCAUCAACUGAUCAAGCUUAUUGUGAAUUUGAAAUUACUUUUUAAGAUGUUUGUCUUUUGUGUUCAAUGCCUUUAGGAUGGACACUAUUAUUAUGACCUUUUGGGUAUAAGUAGGUUAGGCUCAGAUUUUCCACAUUUUACACCUUCAUGUAAAAAGACACAACUUUAACUUUAAAGCACAUAAAUAUAAAGUCUGUAUUCCAAUAAUUAUUUCCUAACUUCAAUAAAUUUUAUAAAUGAUC